Tribolium castaneum (red flour beetle) is the source of this 2445-nucleotide messenger RNA. RefSeq names its product Golgin 97 (gene Golgin97). The record is from RefSeq and is a predicted model, not a curated record. Bases 223 to 2163 code for a protein of 646 amino acids. Gene Ontology annotation, cellular component: Golgi apparatus. The transcript is spliced from 6 exons. Lineage: Eukaryota; Metazoa; Arthropoda; Insecta; Coleoptera; Tenebrionidae.
UGGUGUGCAAACGUCAGCGGUUGUUGUCACACCUGCCUGUCACCUGUCGGUGAACUACUAAUAAAAUUGUUAAUUAUUAUCACAGUUAUUAUCAACAAAUACGUGUAAAUGCGCGUACCCGACCGUUUUGCCAAUAGUUGUGUUCACAUUUUCGAAAAUUCUGCCACAUUUUGCAAAACCAGUGCUCAAUAAUGCCCGUAAAAUAGCUCCAGUGCGUGAAACAUGUUUGCCUCUCUGAAAAACAAAAUUCGGGAGGAAACUGGCAGCGACCUGUCGAAACUAACCGCGAAAAUAACCUCCUCCACGGUCCAGAGAAUAGACUCGUUAAGGGGGCGCUCGCACCAGGGCUCCUCCUCAAGCAUCAACUCCCUCGUAUCGUCGGACGGUGUUAAGGAGGAUGGCCCUAUCGAUUCUGAAGAGCUACGCAAACGAAUAUUGAAAAUCGAGGCUGAAUUCACGCGGAAGUUGGAUCAGAAGGAACUAGAAUGGAGGGAAAUAGUGGCCGAGAAGGACAAGCAGUUGCAAAGUCUGGAGAAGGAGAAAGAAGAGGCCCAAAAACAAAUCCAGAUGCUCAGAGAGACGCUGAAAAGCGCCGAAGAGUUCAAGCAGAAGUUGGUGGAGCACCAGGAGGACAAAGAGCAGAUUGAAAACUUCCAAACUCAGGAAUUAAGCAAAGUCAAACACUUGGUGUUACUGAGGGAGCAAGAGCUGGCCGAGAAGACGGCAGCCUUGAAGGAGGCCACCGCCCAGUUGGAGAAACUCCGCACUGAGGUGUCCCGACUCUGCCGCCAGGAGGAGCAAUUAAGUGAUUUACAGGACGACUUGGAGUCGUUGAGACACUCCAGUUCGCGCGAUUUGGCCGCUUUGGCCACCCAGUUGGCCAAAAGCGAGGAGGAAAGGCGUCAUUUGUCCGACCUUGUUGUUGUUUUGAGACAGAGAGUGGCCAAUGAGACCUCAGACGACGAACAUGUCGCCUCUGAGAGGCGCCUGUUGGAGCAGAGGCUCGAAGAGGCGCAUUUGCACCUAGCUGACAUUAAGACCUCCUGGAGCGAUAAAAUCGCCUCGCUAGAGACCCAGGUGGGGCGCUUGAGCAGACAGGCGGCUGAAGAAGGCAGCGAGAGACGGCGGGCGGUGCAGGAGAAGGAAACCCUGGCCGAGAAAGUGCGGCAAAUGGAAGCGGAAUUAGAGUGUAAUAAACUAGAAAUUAAUAAUAAAGAGACGAAAAUCAAGCGAUUGACUUUGGAUGUUGAAGAGUUGUCCAAGGAGCUGAACGCUCUGCGGUCUGAAUCUGAAGAGGAAGUUGCGUUCCUCAGGACCCAACUUCAAAAUGCCCUUACAGAGGUGAAGGUCGUUCGCAAGAAUCUGGAGAACACCGAAAGUGAGUUGGACAGGACCGGGGAAGAGUGUAGCAAAUUGAAAAUCUCGGUGGAUUCGGAACAUGAGGCGAACAGUUCGCUCAGGCUGAUAAUAACCAAGUUGGAGAAGGAACUUAGCGAAGAAAAGACGAAUUCGUUGAAUGUGCAGAAAACCUUGUCGAGGGUCACUGCUGAGAAAAAUACGGCACUGUUGCGUAAUGCUGAAGUUUCGCAACAGAUGGAGAUAAUCAAGCAGGAGAAAAGGCGACAGGAGGGAGAAAUGAACGACUUGCUUGGCAAACUGAGUCAAUUAGAAGAGGAGAGUAGGAAACAUAACGAGAGUAAAGCGAUGGAACUGGAGUUGAGGAAUAACAUCGCGGAGUUGGAAGAUCAAAUAUCGGAGAAAAAUAAGAAUAUCAAGACUCUCCAGCUGCGCCUGGCCGACAUGAAGAAAACCCUGCAGCAAGAGUUGCGAACGCCAGGUAACCCGAAUUAUCAUAGUGACUUAGUGGAAAAUUCAGCAGCUAUUCUCACUCCCAGUCAAGUAUCAACAAAAAGUUUUCCCAGUGUGGUGAGAAGGGACGAAGACGAUGUUAAUUUCAAAUAUUUAAAACAUGUAGUGAUUAAAUUUUUAACGAGCCGGGAGUACGAAGCUCAACACUUAACUAAAGCAAUAGCCACCUUACUUAAGUUUACAGCCGAGGAGGAAAAAUUAGUCAAUGAUACUUUAGAAUGGAAGAGAUCGUGGUUCGGCUCGAAACCGAAGCUGGGGAACGGCCAGAAAGCCCGGGCUUUGCCGCACAGCUGAUGGUUGCUUUAAUUCUUGUGUUGUGAUAGCUCGACCAUUCCGCUUGGGGCAUGUGUUUCUUCCAUUUUAAUACUUGCACGUUUCUGUUCCCUGUUUUAUUGUAGCGAUUAAGACUUAUUUAUUCUAUUUUUAUAAAGCAAAUGCCCGGAUAGGAUAGUUGUACAAAAUUGUAAAUACCAACAAGUUUAUUUGUCAAUUUUUAAAUCGUGGAUGCUUUAUACUGUAUUUAUUAUUUUUGAAAGUUUAAAUAAAACUACAGAUUGUUAUUUUAAAGACUGAUAA